Bacidia gigantensis is the source of this 2106-nucleotide messenger RNA. Its product is annotated as putative NRPS-like protein biosynthetic cluster. The transcript has 6 exons. Gene Ontology annotation, biological process: secondary metabolic process. Bases 1 to 2106 code for a protein of 701 amino acids. Gene Ontology annotation, molecular function: CoA-ligase activity. The record is from RefSeq and is a predicted model, not a curated record. NCBI's taxonomy places the organism in Eukaryota, Fungi, Ascomycota, Lecanoromycetes, Lecanorales, Ramalinaceae.
AUGGCGGCCAUCGAGCAAACAGAUCUUGGCGGAUCUUUCAAUGUCGUUUCGAGAGUCUUAUCCAAUGAGUCGUACGAUCAGGAUCGAGGGAUUUAUAUCGACGCUGAGGACCUUGCCCGAGCGUAUACUGCCUCAGAAGCUAGAACCUCUGUUCGAAAACUCAUUGCAGGACUCAAAGCUGCCGGAUUGAACAAAGGCGACUGUGUAUGUGUGCAUGCUUUCAACGAUGUUGACGUCGCGCAGGUCAUCUAUCCGCUGCUGUUCCUGGCAAUUGUGGGCGCAGGCGGUGUCUACACCGGCAGCAAUCCUGCCUAUACUCCAACGGAGAUGAUCCGUCAGAUCCAAUGUACCGACACACGUUUCCUCAUUUCAGAUAGCGAUGCUCUUGCGAAAGUCUCCAUGACGGCGUUCGAAAAUGUGUUGCCGGCGUCGAGGAUAUUCCAGAUCAAUGCCAAAGGGCAGCAAGCUCUUCCAGACUUCGCGACCUGGGAGACACUCUCAGGCCAUGGAGAAGGUGACUGCGCAAAAAUCUCCAGUAUCGAGGAGGCCAAAGGAACGACAGCCGCGUUACUCUCAACCAGCGGAACUUCUGGUCUUCCCAAAUUUGCGAUGAUUUCGCAUUACAACCUGACAGCGCAAAUGGAUAUGCUGAACGACAAAGAUCGAAAGCCGUACACUGGAGUAGCGACAUAUGUCAUGCGCCGAUUUGACCUCGAGAAGUUCCUUGCCUGCAUUCGCACACAUGAGAUCACAGAAACGACGGUGGUUCCCACCAUUAUCGUUACCAUCCUCAAGCGCACAUGCACCGCAUACGAAGAUCUUCGAUCACUACGGACCGUUUGGUGCGCGGGAUCCCCACUUGUGCAAAUCACACAGAAUGAGAUGUUCCGCCUUCUGCGUCCUACCGCAAGACUGAUCCAAUGCUGGGGCAUGACUGAGGCUGGUUGGAUCACAACAUUUUUGUGGCCCGAAAAAGAUCAUAGCGGCUCUGUCGGUCGGCUCUUGCCUGGUAUGGAAGCGAAACUCAUUCAAGACGGCGAGACUGUGAAAGAAGACCUUGUGCGAGGCGAGAUAUACAUACGCGGCCCGGUCAUCAUGCAAGGCUACAAAGACGACCCGGAAGCCACUGCCGCUACAAUUGACGAAGAUGGCUGGCUUUGCACUGGAGAUGUUGCAUAUGUGGAGCAUGGCAAGAUAUAUAUCGUCGAUCGCAAAAAGGAACUGAUCAAAGUACGUGGAUGGCAAAUAUCGCCUGCUGAGCUUGAGGCUCAGUUGAUAUUGCAUCCUAGCAUCAAAGAAGCUGCGGUGAUCGGUGUUUCUUCCGUCGAAGGCGACACGGAGCUUCCUCGAGCCUACGUCGUUCAAGUAUCCGGAGCCCAUGUUACUGAAGAGGAGAUCAAGACGUUCAUGUCCCUAGAUCUCGCAAAAUUCAAGGCGCUCACGGGUGGUGUGAUAUUUGUCGACGCUCUACCAAGGAAUGCGAUGGGCAAGAUCAUUCGACAGGAUUUAUCAAAACUUGCAGCACGUGAGAACGAGAACCAACAGCAUCUUACCAUCAAUACUACCACCGCUUACACAGAGCAGUUGCCUGCGCUGCUUUCCGGUGAAUCUAUUCAGUCAGCGACAUCCAGUUUCGAGUGGCCGAAUGAUGAGACCAUCACACAGGCUUCCUCAAUGACUCCUUCAUUGGCUACCGAUUCUCCAACCUUUAGCGACAAUGAAAAGGACGAGCAACAGUUCCUUACACCAGACCAUGAAUCCACGUUGGUGGAGACAUUCCAGUCGACCCAAAAGGUGAAGGAUGAGACAGAGACUACGAAAACCGCAGCGACACGGGAAGACGAGCUACCAGGGGUACUGGAUCUGACUCAUAUCGCCGGCAUGAUACAGGUCUACGUGACUAUUCAGAUAGAAUGCGAGUUUGCAUACGCAACUACUCUGCUUGUUAGGGUAGAGGAUGAAGCCGGAAUGAUAGACUGGUGGUGGAAGCAUAAUGUACAACAAGCAUUGUUUUUGAACAGGGCACAGGAUGUCAUGAAAGCUGAUAGUCUGCUCAAUACGAUCGUUUUGUACUUGCUACAAGUUCCAUAUAAAGUUAGUCCUUGA